Nilaparvata lugens (brown planthopper) is the source of this 1557-nucleotide messenger RNA. Its product is annotated as UPF0598 protein CG30010. The record is from RefSeq and is a predicted model, not a curated record. The transcript has a single exon. NCBI's taxonomy places the organism in Eukaryota, Metazoa, Arthropoda, Insecta, Hemiptera, Delphacidae. The coding region runs from base 43 to 498 and encodes 151 amino acids.
ACAUCAUUUUUUUGUUUCUAGUUGUUCCUUGAUGACUCCAAGAUGAAGAACUUCACGUCGUGCUUCAAAGAGAAGAAAUUCCUCGAGUUCUUCUUCAGCCGACUGAGGCCGAACAAAACCGGUCGCUACGAGGCCGAAUUUCCAUUUGUGUCGUUGUGUGGACCGGAGCGAAACUUUGUCCGGUGUGAUGACAAGCCGAUCGUGUUCACAAAACUGGUGAAAACAGACGAUAACAAAGACAUACUAUUCUACGCACAUUCGGAUCUGUUGAGGUUCUCAUUUGAACCGGCCAAACUCUGCAUGGUGCCUGAGACCGGUCGGGUCUACCAUCCUUCUCCACCGAAAACUCACCCCAUUGGUCUGGUCCGUUCCAAGCUAGCCAUUGAACUUAGUCAGCAUUUUCGAUUUGAAAAUGGCGAGGACAAACCUCCCACUCAGUUUGAAUGGGAGGGCAACGUUUACCAAACUGAUAACGAGUGGUACAAAAAUAUUCUGUAAUAGGCUAUAUAUUUAUAUUUUAUCAAUGGAAACCAAUCUUGUCAUUUGUUGUAAUGAUUGACGCCAUAGAAACUAAGUGCUCAAAUACAAAAACGUAAGGUAUUUAAUCUAUAUAUACAUUUUUUAUGAAUUUUACACGACGUGCAGUCAAUUAUUCUAAGUAAAUAAGCAAAACUGACUGGAGUACUUUCGUUCAUUUUCAACAGUGAACGCUUUCUGUUCGAAAUCACUCCACCCAGUAAGUGAAAAAAUUUGCUUAUUCAGUUUAGUUGACUGCACGUUGUAUAAAAUACACAAAAAAGUGUGCUAAUACAUCGCAGCUCCAAUUGGAUUUGAGAAACCAUCGUCAUAAUUUUUUUGUCUCAAGUCUGUGAUUUGAAACUCUGUUACUUCAUAUUUCUUGACUCCAAUAAGUAUAGUCCAGUCACCAGGUACUUUUUGCUGAAAAAAAACUACGAAUACACUCAUUUUUACGUCUGGAGUAUUGGGAAGCUUAAAAACAAAAAUAUGACCUUCCAGCACUGUAGCUUUUUCAGGGUUCCCCAAAAACCUCGGAUUUUCUGUUAUUUUUCAAAGUUUUUGAUUUCAGCCAAACGGACAAAAAAAUAAUUCGCCUUUUUUCCGAUAAUAAAAUGAAAUAAAUCAGAGCUCUCUAACUUCAUCAUGAUCCUAUCCUAUAGGGUUGUGUGGCAGAGAGGAACUGGAGUCCUAACUCCGCCCUUAAAGGCAAUCAAUCUACGGUGAUUCUUGCUGAUCAUCACUUACAAAAUUUCUAAAUGGUGUCCAGUGAUCAAAUAUCAGUGAGUGUUGUAGGUCUUAUCUAUAAUUUUUCAACAAGAGUCUCUCAAAAGGAUUGCCUCCUCCACGAAUUUUUAUCAGUGAUUUUGCGUAGCCAUCCAUAGUUUGAAGUAUUUGGAAAUGCUCGGAAUAGUAUCUUACGUCACAAGGAUGGGAAGGGGCCUUUUGCAGUCGAGAAUGAUGUUUCUAGUCGAGGCGUUAGCCAAUACUAGAAUUUCACUCGAGCACUGUUAAAGACAUUCACGUCCAACUAACGUAUAC